ACACCAAAUCAGCAUCUCUAUGAAAAUAUACUAAAGCUUGGAUUUAACGGCUGCCAGUAAUACUGAGGUCUUGCGAUCUCCCCUCCCCCCUUUGCCCCUGGGUAACCUACAUUCGCGCGAACAUACUCUACAGCAAGUGUCUGAAUUGAUCCCGCUCGGCUUCAUAGUCCUCCAUGGGAUGCGAGUGUCACGUAAGCCGGAGAGAAGGCGAGUUGAGUUGCGAGACCAAGUGAGAGGAAUACCCAACGGCUAAGUAUGUGUGCGGCGCAGCACAGGUGUUCGUCAUAAUCAGCGCAAAAUGGUCUUAUCCGUGUUGCUCAUAAUCACCCACGGUGACAAGGGAGGAAAUAACCGCUUCCAGUCUCGCAUUAACUGUUUGCCCUCAUUGGCAUCCUAAUUUCGAUACUCGGUUUUCUGUGGUUCGCACUGCAGUCUAGAUACGUAUCCUCCCUCCUCUGUCGUUUCAGUAUCAUUAUGCCUGCCACGACCCAAGACCAAAGCGAUGUUGCUGUCGGCGAAAAACGAAUCGAAAGUCGGGGCCUGACGGCAACAGAAGAAGCGCCCGAAGCCAACGAAGCGACAGAUGAAGAGACCACUGCUUACUUGGAUGGCUGGGCCCUCUGGAGUUUGACCGUCGCCUUGACGAGUUCCGCCUUCAUGUUAUCUCUCGAUAACACAAUUCUGGCAACUGCCAUUCCCCGGAUCACCAGCGACUUCAACAGCCUCAACGACAUUGGCUGGUAUGCCUCGGCCUACAGGAUCACGCAAAUGGCUCUGUUACCUACAUGCGGCCGCAUUUUCACUCUCUACGAUGUCAAAUGGUCGUACACCAUUCUGCUCCUCGUCUUCGAAAUUGGCUCCGUUAUCUGCGCUAUAGCCCAGAACUCGGUAACGCUCAUCGUAGGGCGCGCCGUAUCAGGCAUAGGGGCCGCGGGAUCGAUGGGUGGCGCUGCCAUUAUCGUUUCCUACUGCCUCCCCUUGGUCAAACGUCCUGUACUCAUGGGCUUCAUUUCCCUCGUCUACGGCAUCGGAUCGAUCUUGGGGCCGCUCGUGGGUGGUGUUUUCACUGACAAUGCCACCUUGACUUGGCGGUUCUGCUUCUGGAUCAAUCUUCCAUUCGGAGCUAUUGCACUGGCGCAGAUAUGGUACACGCUCCGCAAACCUCCCCCGGCGGUUAAAGCGGGACUGCCUCCCAGGGAAAAGAUACGCCAACUAGAUCUGCCAGGCGCUACCGUUCUCAUCGCCUCAGUUGUGUGCCUAAUGCUUGCUCUGCAAUGGGGCGGAAUCGUCUAUCCAUGGUCCGAUGCGAAGGUCUAUGGUUGUUUCAUCGGCUUCGGCUUGCUUCUUACCCUCUUCGUAUGGAUACAAAUAAAGGACCAGAACAGUUGCACUGUCCCCCUCCAUCUUUUUCGAAACCGUACCGUCUGUGCAUCCACCGGCUUCAUGUUAUUCCUCCAACUCGCCGUCGCUGUGCAAGCGUACUACUGGCCCAUCUACUUCCAGUCCGUCAAGGACACCAGCGCCAGAGACUCGGGCAUCUACAUGUUUCCCUUCGCAAUCUCCAGCACGGUCUGCACUCUAGCCUGCGGUUGGAUCGUCUCCAAGGUAGGAUACUACGUCCCAUUCAUGUGGAUAGGUACUCCCAUCCUCGCCGUAGGUGUGGCGCUUUUCCAAUUCCUCGACUUACACAGUCACGCGUCGCGCUGGGUGGGAUACCAGAUUAUCACAGGCAUCGGUUUUGGCGUUUGCGGGCAGGUACCUAUCGUGGCAGUACAGGCAGUCUCAAGCAAAGAAAACACACCAACGGUCGUCGUCCUUGUCCUCUUUUUCGAGAGCUUGGGCGGUGCUUUGGCGACUAGUAUCGCUCAGAACGUCUUCACCGACAGUUUGCUACGAGGUCUAGGGAAGAUCAAUGGUGUGGACGGCGCGGCGGUAGUGGAGGCGGGCGUCAAGGACUUCAGAAGGCUGAUACCAUCACAGCUACUGGAUCAGGUGGUCCGUGUAUUUGGAGACGCAAUGCGGAAUGUGUUUUGGUCCGCCUUGGCGAGUUUGGUCGUUGCUUUGCUUAUCAGUAUUGCGAUGGAGUGGCGCAAACUGUCCGAUGUGAUACAGGAGGGUGAUGCGGGGGUGGAAUCAGCGUAGUAUAGUAACAAGCCCUUAGGGUUACGACCCUUUAGAGGCUGUAGGAGUAAAUAGUUAUUAGUUAGAAGUUUAGAGAAGAUUGUCAUUAGUAGAAAGAGUAUAGAAGUUUAGCUAAGUUACGUACAUAGGUAGACACAUACUAACCACGCCCUCUACCC
This is a messenger RNA of Westerdykella ornata, 2300 nucleotides long. RefSeq names its product MFS general substrate transporter. The record is from RefSeq and is a predicted model, not a curated record. Gene Ontology annotation, molecular function: transmembrane transporter activity. Bases 475 to 2142 code for a protein of 555 amino acids. Lineage: Eukaryota; Fungi; Ascomycota; Dothideomycetes; Pleosporales; Sporormiaceae. Gene Ontology annotation, biological process: transmembrane transport. The transcript has 4 exons.